Messenger RNA from Dovyalis caffra, 216 nucleotides. NCBI's taxonomy places the organism in Eukaryota, Viridiplantae, Streptophyta, Magnoliopsida, Malpighiales, Salicaceae. The record is from the annotation of a GenBank genome assembly.
UUACCUUCUAUGGGCCGUUUAGGGUUUAAAGCAGCUAAGGUAAUUGGCUUAAGUAAACAGUACGAGAAAAAGCAUGUGGGCCCAUUAGAGUUUAGAGAAAAAAUCAGACGUGGAGAAGAUGAUGAUGAUGUGGUGUGUGAUGGAGAUACAGGAUAUCCAUUUCUCUUCUGGUCGUUUCGGUCUCAAUCAGCAGAGGCAUCAAAAUCAAAGCUGUAA